GUUCAACAAUCGAAUUGUUACUAUCAACUUUUAGAUAAAACACCAAAUAUCCCAGUAAAUUAUCGUACAGAAGAUGGUGUAGUUUAUUUAACACCAAAUUGGACAAGAAAUCCAAAUAAUAAUUAUAAUACUACUACUACCAGUACUAUUACACAUCAACGUCCAUUAUUAAGUGCACAUCUUCAAACAGCUACUAUCAACAAUAGUUCAACAAUACAACAAUAUAUUCAAUCCCAUGAAUCUGGUCAAUUGUAUUAUUUAUUUUUCCGUGUAUCUUGUUAUGAAGAUGAUUUUAGACGAUCUCCGUCAGCGUCAACAGCAGCAGAAGCCAUGGAAUCGAUGUCAUCGAUAAAUCUAUCCACAGGACAGCAACAAUCAGCAAAUAUGCCAACAAUGGGCAAUUCAUCUUAUCCAACUUCAUCAUUCACUAAUAAUAAUAAUAAUAAUGGUGAUCAAAAUCAAACAUGGUUGUCGAUGAAUCCGACAUUAAUCGAUGCGAAUAAUAAUAAUAUUAAUAAUAAUCAUCGAAAGUAUAAACUAGUAUUUCAACAUUCAUUUUAUGUUUACAUUUCAAUAGCAAAAUAUCCAUUUUAAAGUGAAUACUACUCACAAUACUACUCACACUACCACUAACUACUACUACUCCGACUUCUACUACUACUGCUGCGACUACUACUACUCCGACUUCUACUACUACUGGUACUACUCCGAUUACUAGUGCUACUAAUCCGACUGCUACUACUACUCACACUACCGCUGCUACUGCUAUGACUCCUACUACUGCUACUACCACUACUACUACUCCGAGUGCUACUACUACUCACGCUACUUACUACUACUACUCCUACUACCACUCACAUAACUUGCUACUACUGCUUUGACUUAUACUACUACUACUCCGACUACUACUAUCACUCCAACUACUACCACUACUUAGACUACUACUAUUACUAGUAAUAAUACUGUUCUUCCAUUUUUUUUUCAAACAAACUUACUCAACCACAUUUUUUUCUCCAAAAUUUUUCUGUAUGAAUAAAGUAUGCAAAAACACAAGUCGUGUUUUUUUUCUAAUAUUAAAAAAAUCUUUAUUUUAUUUUCUUUUUGUGUUCGUUUGUCAACUCACAUUCACUGUGUUUUAAACAAAAAAAAAAUUUCACUUUAAUUUGUUUUACUCUUUUAUUAUGAGGAUGUACUAUGAACUUGUAAGGGAAACACAGUGUGAUCAAUUUUAUUUUGGCGGGGAAACAAAUACACAGGAAAUGGAGUUUAUUUAAACAAAACUAUGCAUAUUGAUCAACGAUAUAAUUAGAACAAAUCAAUUGAGAUGAAAACUUGGUUUUCUUACAAAACAGAAGAAACAGUUCAAAUGUUUUCUUUUUUUAGGAUAAAAUUCAAUGAAUUUUAUGAUAAUUUUUUUCUCUAAUAACCGGUUCAUUUGAAAUUGUUCGCUACCUGCGUGUGUGUGUGCUUGUGCAUGGGCGUUGUUCAAACAUAAAAAUGCAUUUUAUUAGUAUGUUGUCAG
Molecule: messenger RNA, 1522 nt
Organism: Schistosoma turkestanicum
Lineage: Eukaryota; Metazoa; Platyhelminthes; Trematoda; Strigeidida; Schistosomatidae
Source: the annotation of a GenBank genome assembly